AAUCUUUUUCCUUUUUUUCCCUUUUUUCCCUUUCUCUUGCAAAAAAAAAUGACCGAAAUAGCGUUUUCCAAUCACUUUUGGGGCUUAAAAGAUGAUGGCUUUUAUGUUCUUACAGCUAAAAUGAAUAGUACGAAAAAAACAUUUGAUGAAAUUAAGUCAUUUUAUAGUGUCAGAGCUUCCCUUCAUGAAGAAUUCGGUAAAAAAUUAAUGAAACAUGCUAAAGCAGGGAUGGGUCGCGAAGAAACAGGAACUCUUCAUGCACUAUUAUCUUCAGCUCAUAAGGAAAUGGAAUGGACUGCACAGGCACAUCUCAAUUUGGCACAAAAGUUAAAGACCCGACUAGAAAUUGACCUUGAUAACUUUAUACUUGAACAAAAAGACAAAAGAAAGCUAACGCAUACCAAUGUGGAAAAAGCGCACAGAUACAAACAAUCAAGUGAGACUUAUUUAGCCAAGGUGAAAGAGAAAUAUGAAGUAGACUGUGCUAAAUUAAGGACGCUCGAGUCUCAACUCGAAAAUGCUACUUCGACUCGAGACGCUGAAAAAAUCAGACAGCGCAUGGAAAGAACAGAACAUGAAAUCGAAAUUCAAGAACAAGAGUAUAAAAAUGCAUGUGUCAAGGUUGCAGAAGCGACCGAUAAUUGGAACAAAGCAUGGAAGCUUAGCUGUGAUACAUAUCAAGGCAUGGAAAAAAAGAGACUGGAAUUUCUUCAUCAUAGUUUUUCCAUGUAUAUCAAUGUUCUUUCAACGGCUACGAGUCAAGAUCAAGAGUCAUAUGAACGUUUUUGGAAGACUUUAGAUCAAUAUGAUCCAGUAAAGGACAUUCAGACAUUUAUUAGUGAAAAGGGAACUGGCCCAUUGAUUCCUGAACCUGAGAUUUUUGUGCCUUAUUCUGACGAUCCUCAAAAGACUUUUCAAAAACAUAAAGUUGCUAAUUUUUCUGCUCCUUUGGAGUUGGCUACCGUAUCAGACUCUCUUGUUGAUCAAGUGAAACCCGAAUUAACAGUACGAAACCCAACUGAACUGCAGUCUACAAAAGAUAACAUUGUAUCAAAUUUCUUGAACCGAGGUAAAUCAAUAGUUACACCCAAAGAAUUGCCUGCAGAAGCUCCAGAACCAAGUAGAAGCCAAAAAGAAAGAAGGAAAUCAAUUAUUCGUAAUGUCAUCAAACCAUUGCCUUCUAUCUCUACGUCUGCUUCAAAAAGCAAAAGAAACUCGAUCAAAAACCAAGAAACCCAUUCUAUCCCUGUAGCUCCUCCAGUAAUUGUUGUUCCUGAUAUGUCAUCUGCUUCAGACACAUCUGAUAGUGAUGAAAAUGAAAUUAAAAAAGCUGAAGAAGAGGAAAAUGUUACUAUUGAUCCACGCGCUAAAGUUGUGUUUGCUAUCGGUAAUAACAUGUUCGACUUGGGCCACUUAAAUCUAGAAGACGAUCAGACAAAUACGGACACAUCAACGCAUACACGACACUUUAAAAGUAGAUCAGGUAUCUCGGGCAGUCAUUUCACUUCAAGAAGACGACAGAGAUCUGCUGAUUUAGAAGCAGUUAGUAAUAUUUCAUAUCAAAGCUUGCUGGAAGAAUUGGGAUUGUUUGGAGAGCAGAACAAAAGCAACAACGAGCCUAAAAACAAAGAGAAUUCCUCAAGAGAGAGCAUGUCAGACGAUAAAAAUAAUCUUACCAGUAGUAGAACAUCACAUCGCCGGUCUUCAAUAACAGCACCUUCAUCGCAAAAGCAUUCAUACAAACCAAUUAUGCUCACUGAUACGGGUGACAAUUAUCACUCUCAUGAAGAUAGCGCACAUUUGCAAGACAUGUAUAUAAUGACAGGGCAUGAAGCCUACACAUUGUCUCAACAGCCACAUUACUCAUCGUAUUCACAACAGCAACAUUAUGCUAAUAUACCUUCCGCAGCUCAUCCUGCUAAUUAUACCUACCAAGUCGUGGAAAAUAACAUGUAUCAACCACCAGCAGACAUACCUCAAGGUACUCAGCCCACCUUAUUUUGGGCAAUGGCACUUGGUGAUUGGUAUAGCGGAAAGCCGGAAGAACUUCAAUAUUCAAGAGGUACAUGGUUAGCAGUAACAGAAGUAAGAAAUGAUGGCUGGUAUUACGCAAUUAAGUUUGAUUCAAGAAUGAACUGCCUGACAAAUGAAAAAGGAUACGUGGCCCAAAAUUAUGUACAAGUCUAUACAUAAACAUACAAACAUGCCUUUCUUUUUUUUAUUUGAAUACGUUAAAGUAAAUCACUGUAAUAAAAUGAGAUUUUCUCCCAAACAA
This is a messenger RNA of Gilbertella persicaria, 2275 nucleotides long. RefSeq lists its product as uncharacterized. The record is from RefSeq and is a predicted model, not a curated record. Gene Ontology annotation, molecular function: protein binding; phospholipid binding. Lineage: Eukaryota; Fungi; Mucoromycota; Mucoromycetes; Mucorales; Choanephoraceae. The transcript has 8 exons. The coding region runs from base 49 to 2193 and encodes 714 amino acids. Gene Ontology annotation, cellular component: cell division site; cytoplasm; mitotic actomyosin contractile ring, proximal layer. Gene Ontology annotation, biological process: cytoskeleton organization.